UUUAAGUUUAACAUCUUAGUUUAUUUGUGGUCUGCUUAAAUCAGCUGUUAUUUGUUUGGCAGUGAUAUUUUCCUGGUUGGUAAUAAACUGAGGAUGAUUCUUAUAGUAUAUUUUCUGUCAGCCUUAAAAUGAUAUCUUUUCAAAGUUUGGGGUUCUACUAAAAAAAAUAACGUGUCGGAAAAUACUUUUCGAGUAAUUCACUAAUAGUUUGUAUAUUCUCAAUCUCAACAUCAUAUAUAUAUAUAUAUAUAUAUAUAUGAAUCACCAAAAGUUUACAUCAUGUCUUAUGGGUCAUCACCGGAUGAUACAUGUCCUCCUAAUAGUGAUAGUUUUACCUGGAAGGUGCUGAAAUAUUGGGGUGAUUAUAAAUCUGCACGCAGAACAUUUUGCAAUAUAUCUAACGAUGAAGAUCACGUAGACGCUGUGACAAAAUUUGCUGAAAAUGAAUUUUCUGAACUAGUCAGCGUGACACUUGACCGUUUUAUGGCGUCAUCUAGAACAACGCUUGUAAAUUCUGACGGGAUAAUAGCUUACUAUUUCUUCAAAGCACUACUCAAUUCGCAUAAAGAUAUCAAGGAUGAAUCUGAAAAGGGUAUAAUAACUGAUGAACGAAACAGUCUGGCACAAAAUGCUCUUAAGAUGUUUUUUUCUCAGUUCUUUUUUAAGAUUGGUUGCAUUCUGGAUACAGCUUUAGAAGAUUCUGAAACCGCCAAGGCAUUUUCAGUCUGCAUUUGCAUUGAAUUUAUUUCGGAUGUACUAAGGGACAACUCAUCAACUGUGGUAAUACUUUGUCAUCUUAGCGAAUUGUGGAACAAAUUAGGAAACAUAAUCAAGAAACUUGUUGAGCAUAUCAUAAUCAAUCAAAAUGGUAAAGCUAAUGAUGAUCAAGAAGUUUUUCUUUUCGAAAUUUUUCGUCUUUGGAGAUCCGCUCUAAAAGCAUACACGACGGUUGAUGAUAAAAAGAUGGAUAAUACGCGUGAUUGUGCAUUUACUGUUUUAGUUGAUGUUCUACACGUCUGCUUAACUGAAUACUUCACAAAAUAUUCAAAAUUUCUCGUCGAUGUUUCUUUAUCCAUUUGGCCAGUCUAUUUUGUACGCAGUUUGCGCACUCUGUAUAAACUUGUGUAUAAAUCUGAUCAUUUAUGGGCCAAUAAUCUACAUCCUAUCGUUAACAAACUUAUAUACGAAUUACUGUGCUCACACUCCCGUUCACAAAGGUCUACAAUAGAAAUAUCUGAUUCCAACGCUUUUUGUGGUUGUUUAACUACUCAUAUAGUGCGUACUAUAAAAACUCAAAAGAUUAAAUGCGACGAAGUAUCUUUGCUUGAACCAGAUAUUUGUUUAUCUCUGCGCAUUAUUAUUAUAUGUGGUCUCGAAAAUGCUUUAAAAUUAGAUCCUAAUGAUCUACAACUUUGGUCAAUAAUAAGCUCUAUUCAUCAAUUAUUACUGGAUAUUGAAUUGGAUAAAUCAAACACGGUACAUAGUUAUGAAAAUUCAAUAAUUAUCUUAUUUUCUGAGGAUGAUGCACAACUUUUCCGAGUAUUGGACCUAUGGAUACAGAUUGAGGACCAUAUCAAAUCCACAGAGUAAGAUUAGUGUUUUUUUUUAAUUCCUCAGAUUUUCCUUUAUCAAAUUAUAUUUGAUGCGUAUACGAAUUGACCAUAGAAUGGACUGUCGUAGUAGUGUACCUGUAACUAAAACCUAAUUCGUGAUGUUAUCGACACAUCUUUUUCAGAAACUACAUUUAAUCGCCCUGCACCGUAGCUCAGUGGUUUGUACAUUCAACUGACUGGUACUGGAUAGCGGAUUACAACCCAUUUUCGUGCACUCGUGUUGUAUCGUUUCCUCAUAUAUGUCUCUCAGCUUAUUGUAUGAAACUUCACUAGAUUCGUCCUUAGCUACCCUUUACUCAACCAUGCAACGUAGCAACAUAUAGUUGACGGAAUUGCUUAAGUCUGCUGUCUAUGUAAAUGGCCUAACAUGGACAGUUAAACGAAUAAAUCCAAUCAGAUAUAACGAAGUGUGUCUUUGUUCCAGGAUCAUUGUAAAAUACAAUAUUUUACUUGGCUGUAGUUAAUGAUUUAUUCGAUGUGUCUUAACUGCUGUGCUAAUAUGCCACAAACAACAUCUUUUUUCGAACUGUGGUCCCAAAAGUAAUCACUUCUUUGGGACAGCCGUUUUAGUCGGUCUUACUUGUAUCAUCUGACAUUAUUGCCAGAAUCAUUUGUGAAGUCGCAAUAUUAUACUGCAACACCACUACUUGAUUAUUAAUAUAAUAUUUUUGUUAAAUAUAUGUAUGAUUGUUGAACCAAUGAUGGAUAACUAAUUUAAACGAAAUAUUUACUCUCCUUUUUUCUCACUUUAUUCUCGCUGCUAUAUUCUAUUCACAAUAUUGAGCCCUUAAAACUUUCUCUUAACAACUAAAAUCUUGAAGUUCUGUUGAAAAGAGUUUAAUAGUUUUAAUUACCGUUAGGUAUAAAGGAGAGUUAAUAAGUCCAACCUAUGGUUUGUGCAAACUGUUGUGAUAACUCAGGCUGACCAGACAAUCUAGUCUGAAUAAAAUCAUAUAUUGGUGAGUGGAAGAAAAUAUUCAAAUUGUUUUAUAAUAUUUAUUGAUCGUAUUUCAGAAUAUACCGUGUUGUUUGUUUAUUUUUUGACUAGUAUGUUUAUAAUAUAUAUUAGUCAAUAAGUUUUGUAACAAGUGUGGUCGUUGUUACAUAAUGUAUAAAUAGAGUAGUCAGAGGGUACAUGUAUUUACUUUAGAUAUUCAUUACGCUGCAAUGAUCUCUUCAUUCAGAAUGGGUUUUUUUUCCAUUGUUAUAUCAGCAAAUGACUCCCCA
Schistosoma rodhaini is the source of this 2840-nucleotide messenger RNA. NCBI's taxonomy places the organism in Eukaryota, Metazoa, Platyhelminthes, Trematoda, Strigeidida, Schistosomatidae. The record is from the annotation of a GenBank genome assembly.